UGGCGACUUCCCGGAGGACGACGACGCGCAGGACGUGAAGAUGUCCUUCCCGGCAUGACGUCCGUCAUGUUGCCGUCGGCGGAGAAACGGCCACGGGCUGGGAAAGGAAAGGAACCUGCGUACGAUCCACGCAUGCCCCCGCCUCCCGUACCAGGCAAAGUGCAGCCUGCGCCGGCGCCGCUCACGCCCGAGAGCAUCUCCCGCCCUCGGCCUCGAGCUCGCAGACGGUUGAGUUACCCAUGGUGGACGCGUCGUCUGCGUCUACGUCCGCGCCCGCGGAUGCUCCGAGCAUCGUAUAUCUGCAGCAGACUCUGGAUCCGCGCUGCGGAUCUGGAGGGAGAAGACUUUGCGAUGGACGUAUCGAAUGACGCCGGUCCGUCGAACAUGGACCUCGACUAUGGGUUCAUGAACUCCAUGAACUCGAACCCUUUGGAGCUGAUGACAUGGAAUCGGGUGGACUGGCUCCAACAACAGGCCCUGGACGACGCCUUCAUCGGCGCAAACGCCAAUGCUACGGGGGAGCCGGGCGUGUACGAACUUGCGCCAGUCCAGAUGGCGGAGCUCAACGUGUUCCCGCCGCCGGGCGCGAACCUCGAGAUCGGCGUCAUGACCGGGCCACUGCGCACCGCCGCACCCGAGGAAGUCUCCGUGUUCGCGGAGCUGCUCGAUGGGCUCGACUGGACGAACAUGCCUGGAGGAAGCGGAGACGGGAUGGAUAUGGAUAUUGGGUUCGACGCGAACCCGAUGCAGGAGCAGCCGCGGAGCGUUACGCAGAACGACCUUCUCCAACAGUUCUUCAAUCUGAACCAGCUGGCUGACGGGGACGACGACAGUCAAGAUGGCGACCCGUCCACAUCUUCCGCUCAGCUGCAGACAGCUGUGACCGCCGCGCCUGCCCCAGUCCCUGCUCGAUCCACACCUCCGCCAACUUCUGCGCCGUCAGGUACUGGAUACACCCGCCGUCCGGGGCAGCCAACUUCACAAAACGGCGCGUAG
Molecule: messenger RNA, 996 nt
Organism: Fomitopsis serialis
Lineage: Eukaryota; Fungi; Basidiomycota; Agaricomycetes; Polyporales; Fomitopsidaceae
Exons: 3
Coding region: 55-996 (313 amino acids)
Source: RefSeq, a predicted model, not a curated record